This is a messenger RNA of Salvia miltiorrhiza (redroot sage), 1410 nucleotides long. RefSeq names its product ribose-phosphate pyrophosphokinase 1-like. Gene Ontology annotation, biological process: purine nucleotide biosynthetic process; ribonucleoside monophosphate biosynthetic process; 5-phosphoribose 1-diphosphate biosynthetic process. Gene Ontology annotation, cellular component: ribose phosphate diphosphokinase complex; cytoplasm. Bases 143 to 1330 code for a protein of 395 amino acids. The record is from RefSeq and is a predicted model, not a curated record. Gene Ontology annotation, molecular function: magnesium ion binding; ribose phosphate diphosphokinase activity. The transcript has 9 exons. NCBI's taxonomy places the organism in Eukaryota, Viridiplantae, Streptophyta, Magnoliopsida, Lamiales, Lamiaceae.
AAGUUUAGUGGGAAUUUGAGGAGCGGUGGUGAGUCGUCACCCACCGCAACGAAAUCCGCAAGAGCUUCCCUCUACCAAAAAUAAAUAAAGAGGCGCCAUACAAACAUUUCACAAAUACACACACCUCCUCUCCCCUCCUUUCAUGGCGUCUUUGCUCUUGCCUCCGCCAACCUCUUCUUCCGCCGCUUCUUCUCUUUUCUCGCGCUUCGCCUUUCCCACCCCCACCGCACGCUUCUCUGCGUCCAAUGCCGUCAGAUGUGAGUUGAUAGAGCCGGUGAACGGGAAGCCUUGUGUUCCUGUUCUCAACGAUCAGUUACUGCCCAAGUACUUGCAAUCGAGACGAUUGGAGAAUGUGGUGAACAAAAAUAGUAAUAACAGGAUCAAGAUAUUCUCCGGUACCGCCAAUUUUACGCUUUCUCAGGAAAUUGCUAGGUAUAUGGGCCUCAACCUUGGAAAUAUCCUCAUUAAGAGAUUUGCCGAUGGAGAGAUUUAUGUUCAGUUGCAAGAGAGUGUCCGUGGCUGUGAUGUGUACCUGGUCCAGCCCACCUGUCCUCCAGCUAAUGAAAAUCUUAUGGAGCUUCUAAUAAUGAUAGAUGCUUGCCGAAGAGCUUCAGCCAAAAAUAUCACUGCAGUGAUCCCAUACUUUGGAUAUGCUCGAGCUGAUAGAAAGACCCAAGGGCGUGAAUCUAUUGCUGCAAAAUUAGUAGCCAAUCUUAUCACAGAAGCAGGUGCAGAUCGUGUUCUUGCCUGUGAUAUCCACUCUGGGCAGUCCAUGGGUUACUUCGAUAUUCCAGUGGAUCACGUAUACUGCCAGCCUGUCAUACUUGAUUAUCUUGCCAGCAAGAAGAUAUGCUCUGGUGACUUAGUAGUGGUAUCUCCUGAUGUUGGAGGAGUUGCACGAGCACGAGCUUUUGCCAAGAAGUUAUCUGAUGCACCUUUGGCUAUUGUGGACAAAAGGCGUCAGGGGCAUAAUGUUGCUGAGGUAAUGAAUCUGAUAGGUGAUGUUAAAGGAAAAGUUGCAGUGAUGGUAGAUGACAUGAUAGAUACAGCAGGAACUAUUGCCAAAGGUGCAGAGUUGCUGCAUGAGGUAGGUGCUCGGGAAGUCUAUGCAUGUAGCACUCAUGCGGUUUUCAGCCCCCCUGCAAUUGAGAGGUUGUCGAGUGGCCUGUUCCAAGAGGUUAUUAUUACAAAUACGGUUCCAGUGUUGGAAAAAAACUAUUUCCCUCAAUUGACAGUUCUUUCAGUUGCUAACCUCUUGGGUGAAACAAUAUGGCGAGUUCAUGACGAUUGCUCUCUGUCUACAGGUUUAGGAACAUCAAUAUUUGAUUGAUGAAUCUCGAAUUUAUGAGUAAUUUUUUAUCGUGGAGUUGCUCUUUAUAUUAUUCGAAAUUUGGUAAAAAUAUUCAGCAA